AUCACAAAUUGUGACUGCUUAAAAAUUCGAAGAGCCCAGGAGAGGUCAGAAUCCCACACUUAACCCUUUUCCCCUCUCCAUUCCCGCGCCCCCAAAACCCAAGGGAGCUCCCUUGUUGCAGCACCAAAUUUGCAGGCGCUUGAGCCGCCGUGACAAGGACGCUGCUGCCUAUCAUCAACAGCUCUCCCUUGGUUCUCAUAGAUGACUUCUUCCGGGGAAGAGUCCUUGUCCGAUACUUUUGGAUUUAUGGAACUUGCCAUACAGCAGGCGAAGCUUGCAUUGAACAGCCUUGAAGUGCCUGUUGGUUGUGUUAUUGUUGAGGAUGGGAAGGUGAUUGCCUCGGGAAGGAAUCGGACAACGGAAACACGAAAUGCAACCAGACAUGCAGAGAUGGAAGCUAUUGAUAUUCUUCUUGAGCAGUGGAAAAAAAAUGGAUUUAUGGAGUCAGAAGUUGCUAAUAAGUUUUCAAAAUGUAAGCUUUAUGUGACAUGUGAACCAUGUAUAAUGUGUGCAGCAGCCCUAUCUAUUCUUGGUAUAAAGGAAGUAUAUUAUGGCUGUGCAAAUGAUAAAUUUGGCGGAUGUGGUUCAAUAUUGUCAUUGCAUUCAAGUAAUCCUGAGCCAGCCAUGAGCGCUGGAGUACCACAACAGAAAGGUUUCAAAUGUACUGGAGGAAUCAUGGCAUCAGAAGCUGUCUUUCUGUUUCGAAAUUUUUAUGAGCAAGGGAACCCCAAUGCUCCAAAGCCCCACAGACCACUGGUUCAGCAGGUAUCAAAUUAAAUAUGCAUGCGCGCACAUCUUUCAGGACAUUUGCCAAAAAUUCAAUCUGCAAUAACUUCCUCACAAUUACCAUAUAUGGGUAGAGACCAACAAACACAGGAAAUGGCUUUGGAAAUUCAUGAGCGUACGAGGUCACUUUUGGAUAAAGAGCAUUGUUUCAAAAUGUGGUCUUGCCCACAACGGUAGUAAACUAUUGUUAUUUUGGUACAAAGUCUUGAACCCAAGGGGGAAUGUCGUUCUCUCAUUCUCACUCCUCUUCCUCUGAAGUACUUGUACCAGGCUGUCCAGUUCUGAUUGAUGAUAGCUACUGAUUAUCACGAGCAAAGGUGGCUCUCAAAAAACUGUGCAGGUUGAAGGAAAAUCCUUCAAUCUGAGUUUGAGACUAGGGAAGGAUGGUUUUGUUUCUUUGUCUGGGAGAAAGCUAGUUUGUAAUCAAUGGAUUAGGAUUUCUUUGGCUACAGUUUGAUGGUACACAGGUGGCUAGUCUGCAAAUUUUCAUGAAGAUAGCAAAUAUGUAUUUUUGGCCUACUGAAAAAUUUGAAGGUAUAUUAUAGUUUGCAUUAUGGUGCAAUAAGCAUCACUUGUUCCUGCUUUACCCUUGCCUUAUAAGCAGUUUUUACUGCAGGUUGCUGGGUAGGUAGCGUCAAAUGUUAAUGCUAGUAUAUCUAGGUUGAAUUCAGCGAUCUGUUUGAAGGAUGGUGAACAGGCAGACUAAAGGAUGCAAAAAGAGGCUGAAAUAAUUAAACUUAUUGAAGAAUAUCGGAUCUUUAGGGACUGGAUGUGCUGCUGAUAAAUCUGGAUUUUUACAUUUUUGUUUUUUCAUUAUGACUUCAAAAAGUUGACUAAAAUCUACUAUAGUAUUGAAGUUCAAUGUGUUUUUAUAUGUUUUCUGUUAAAUGAAAUUUCUUUUCUAGAA
Messenger RNA from Malania oleifera, 1693 nucleotides. RefSeq names its product tRNA-specific adenosine deaminase TAD2. NCBI's taxonomy places the organism in Eukaryota, Viridiplantae, Streptophyta, Magnoliopsida, Santalales, Ximeniaceae. Gene Ontology annotation, biological process: tRNA wobble adenosine to inosine editing. Gene Ontology annotation, molecular function: tRNA-specific adenosine-34 deaminase activity; zinc ion binding. The transcript is spliced from 9 exons. The record is from RefSeq and is a predicted model, not a curated record. The coding region runs from base 202 to 777 and encodes 191 amino acids.